CGAAAUGUUUCCACAUGGAAACGUGGUUGGAGUCUAUUAACAAAGCUGCGUAACCGUUGCUACCUGUAGCGAUAGCGAGUACUCAUUUAACGUGACGAUUAUUGCAGUUUUUUUUUUCGCAAAAUAAAUUGUGAUACGCAUAAAUUUUAACGGACAAUGACGAAAACCGAGGACCAAUUUGAUGGAAUGUUGCUGGCAUUGGCACAGCAACAUGAAGGUGGUGUGCAGGAUUUGCUGGAUACUUUCUUCAAUUUUCUUGCGAGAAAAACAGAUUUUUAUACCGGUGGUGGCGAAGGAGCAGCUGAAAAGCUUGUGAUGAGCAAAUUCAAAAAAUAUGAAGCCGGUGCUCUCGCCAAAGCUGCUUCUGAUAAAGCAGAAAGAGCAGAACAAGAGAGAAGACGUAAGGAGAGACUGGAGAAGAAGAGAAAAGAAGAACAAGCGGAAGAAGAGAAAAUAGACAAUGAUUCUAAAAUAGUUGAAUUAACUGACGAACAGGCUGUUAAAUUACAAGAAGAAAUAGACAACAAGAAAUUAGCAAAUGCUGCUGUAGCAGGAUCUAGCAACGAUUCUAGUGAUAGUGCUACAAAUGACAAAAAUACAGAUUCGAAUAGUGGCAACGUAUCUGAUGAGGAAGAAGAUGAAAAGGAGAAAAAUAAACUAAAGCCUAACAGCGGUAAUGGUGCAGACAUGCCGAAUUACAGAUGGACACAAACUCUUGGAGAAGUGGAGAUUAGAGUACCAUUAAAGAUCAACUUUUCGGCCAGACCGAAAGAUGUGGUUGUGUCGAUCACAAAAAAACAUUUAAGCUGUGGACUGAAAGGCCAUCCACCAAUUCUUGCUGGAGAUUUUCCGCACGAGGUCAAAUUAGAAGAAUCUACUUGGGUAAUUGAAGACGGAAAACUAUUGCUAAUUAAUCUAGAAAAGGUAAAUAAAAUGCAGUGGUGGGCACAUGUUAUAACGAGUGAGCCAGAAAUUAGCACGAAGAAAGUAAACCCCGAACCUAGUAAACUCUCCGACCUCGAUGGAGAGACAAGAGGCCUCGUGGAGAAAAUGAUGUACGAUCAGAGGCAGAAAGAAUUAGGACUUCCAACAUCCGAUGAACAGAAGAAACAGGACGUCAUCAAAAAGUUUAUGGAGCAACAUCCUGAAAUGGACUUCUCGAAGUGUAAAUUCAAUUAAAAUAAUUUAAUAACGCGCGCACUUAAUAAUAUUCCGAUACUAUACAUUG
Molecule: messenger RNA, 1228 nt
Organism: Trachymyrmex septentrionalis
Lineage: Eukaryota; Metazoa; Arthropoda; Insecta; Hymenoptera; Formicidae
Gene: nudC
Product: nuclear migration protein nudC
Exons: 7
Coding region: 157-1179 (340 amino acids)
Biological process (GO): protein folding
Cellular component (GO): cytoplasm
Source: RefSeq, a predicted model, not a curated record